AUGGAUUUGGAUCACGUGCUCGAAGAAACGUUUAACAAGCUGGAUAAAAAUGGUGAUGGCUUUCUGAGCAAAGGAGAAAUUGAACAGUGUUUGGAAAAGUUUGGAUUCAAAAAAAAUCGAGCAAAGGAAUUCAUGGCCUUGUACGAUACAAACAAGGAUGGAAGGAUCUCCCGGGAAGAGUUUCUUCAGGCAACCACCCGUAAAGUUAGUGACAAAGAUUUUGCAUGUGCCGCACUUCGUCGCACGUUUAACGAAAUUGACAAAGAUAACUCGGGUACAAUCGACAGUAAAGAAUUGUUGCAAUUUUUCAACUCGUCCAUGGAUGUUGUCAUUCCCAGAACUGUCGAACAAUGGAUCGAAGAUCAUGACAAGGAUGGCGAUAAGCAGUUAAACUACGAAGAGUUUUUGGAAUUUGCUGCGGAAUAUUUGUAG
Molecule: messenger RNA, 432 nt
Organism: Echinostoma caproni
Lineage: Eukaryota; Metazoa; Platyhelminthes; Trematoda; Plagiorchiida; Echinostomatidae
Source: the annotation of a GenBank genome assembly